Aspergillus novofumigatus IBT 16806 is the source of this 1340-nucleotide messenger RNA. RefSeq lists its product as uncharacterized. The transcript has a single exon. The record is from RefSeq and is a predicted model, not a curated record. Bases 478 to 1323 code for a protein of 281 amino acids. NCBI's taxonomy places the organism in Eukaryota, Fungi, Ascomycota, Eurotiomycetes, Eurotiales, Aspergillaceae.
GCGUCUUUGUUUGUUGCUAAUGUUGGCAACUUGAUCGACCGGAUCGAUGCAAGCUUAAGCUCUUUGUGGCUGUUUCAGAGACUCAGUGGAUGAUGAAACAUAAUUAGAAAACAGCAGCGUUAACUGGAUAUCCAGCAUGGAUAAGCUUAUAUACACCCGUUGUCGUCCUGGUCGACAAGAGUCUCAAGCUUGUCCGCAGACUUGCUCUGGUGGUGCUUGUGACUGAAGCCUGCCCUUGUCCUGCAUUGCAUAGAUUGAUGGUGGUCAUCCGUCAAGAUCAUCUGUGCCUUAUCCUUGUACCCUGAGCCCUCGCGCUUGGACAUUGCAGAGCAGCCUCGUUCCCCCAGACUGCUCUCCCAGCUUCGGCUGCCAGUCACCUCUAUAUACCGCUGAUCCCAGCAUCAGUACGGAGUACUCCGUACCAUGAGCCAUCUCUCUGCUCCCAAAGCAAAGCAGCAGCAUUGAACAAAACCAAAAAUGGCCAACAUCGUUACUCGUCCCCUCAGCAUCUUCCGCAAGCACGACUCCUCCAAGCCCCAGUCGCAGCCGCAAUCACAUUCACUACACACCAGAUGGGGCGACGCAGCCAUCUCCGCGCCAACAGACGGCUCCUGGACCCAAUACACUACCCCCGCCCCUCAUCAAUCUUUCUCCUCCACCCGCAGGAGCAAGAGUAAGAACAAUAGCAAGAGCAAGGGCAUGGACAAGCCAGCCUACGAAGUGGAAUACGUGCCUCGCACGCAUCAACUCAUCGAAUCCCGCCCAAGCUCAACCCUAAACCCAAACUCCACCCCUUCAACCUCGACCUCGACCUCCCUGUCACGGCGUCUCUCUAUACGUCUGACGCCUAGAUCAAGGAGCUCCUACUCGGACUGUGACACAACCGAACGCCAACCCCUCGUCGAGCGCCGGGCCCAGUUCGCCUACAGACCCAUCCGCCAGGAUUAUCCCAGCGAAGUCGCCGAAAAGACUGCAGCGGCGCCUCGAAUCACCGUCAACAGCGUCGACGAGCGAUCUAUAUCUCCAUCUCCAUCUCCCGCUUCGUCGCUGGAGCCCACGCCCUCCCCAUCGUCGUCGCGCUUCCGGUAUAUCCCUGCUUACCCGCGGUACGAGGAGGAAUUCGCUCGCUCGCGUUUAUCGCGCGCGUACUCGGUUUCUUCAAGUGGUAGUUACCGUGCUGGAGACGAUGAGAACUGGGACGAGGGGUUCAACCUGGACUCCGGCUCCGGGUCUCUGAGGAGUGGCUCGUCGGCGAAGAAACGGCUCUCGGCCAGACGCAUGACCAUGACUAUGGUGCCUGAUGCGGAUGAAAUUUACGGAUGAUUUGGUUUUGUUUGUUU